Messenger RNA from Rosa rugosa (rugosa rose), 1498 nucleotides. RefSeq names its product deSI-like protein At4g17486. Gene Ontology annotation, biological process: protein deubiquitination. Gene Ontology annotation, molecular function: deubiquitinase activity. The transcript is spliced from 3 exons. NCBI's taxonomy places the organism in Eukaryota, Viridiplantae, Streptophyta, Magnoliopsida, Rosales, Rosaceae. The record is from RefSeq and is a predicted model, not a curated record. Bases 663 to 1313 code for a protein of 216 amino acids.
AAGCUGCAUUAGUUUCUGUUUCUUCCUCCUCUUCUUGAAUGGACAUGGACUAGUAUAGUUUUGUAUUAGCUAAUAGCUGCUUGGUUUUGCUUAGUUGUGUUUUUAGCGCGUUUCGGUUUCUGUCCCGAGUUAAUUCUAGCGUGGCAAAACGCAGAAAUUUGAUGUAAGGGUAGUUUCCGUUAUUAUUUAGACUUGUAAGGUUGGUUUGAUACGUAAAGCCUUCUUUUUUCCAUCCGGUUUUGCUUUGCUUUUGGUUUUUGGUAAUAAACUUAUAAAAGAGUCCGCGGCGUGAACACUUUCGGCCGCCGGAAAGGGAGGAGGAGGAGGAGUUGGGAGUUGGGAGUUGGAAAAUAAGAUUCGUCUUCCAAAACCGAAAGCGGGGAAUUGAAAAAGAGUAAUCGGAAUCUCGUUAUCUUUCCCGCUUUGCCCUCCGAAUAUCUUUCCAAUUUCAUAUCCAUCCCAUCCCUCCCGUCCUCGGUUUCAGCAAAGAUUCUUCUAUUCUGUUCUGUUGUUUUCGGUCUGGUCUGGUUCUUCUCUUCUAUGUAUCAAGACGCUGACGGUUGCGGUUUUCGUGCUCCACCUUCUCCGUCUUGUGUUCAUAUUUCAUUUCGAGAAAUUCUUCUUGUUUAAAAACAGAGAGAGAGAGAGAGAGAGAGAGAGAAAUGCUGUGUAGAAUGGUAUUGGUGCCCAAGAAGAAGAAGACUGGCAAAGUUCCGGUGUAUCUCAAUGUCUACGAUCUCACACCAAUCAAUGGCUACGCCUAUUGGCUUGGCCUUGGUGUCUACCAUUCCGGCGUGCAAGUACAUGGCGUUGAAUAUGCUUUUGGAGCGCAUGACCAUGCAACAACUGGGAUUUUUGAAGUUGAACCAAAGAAAUGCCCUGGUUUUGUAUUCCGAAAAUCCAUUCUGAUAGGAAGAACAGAUUUAGGUCCCAAAGAGGUCCGUGCAUUCAUGGAGAAACUCGCAGAAGACUACUCUGGAAACACAUACCACCUCAUCACCAAGAAUUGCAACCACUUCUGUAAUGAUGUGUGCCUCAGAUUGACAGAGAGGCCUAUUCCUCGUUGGGUUAACCGUCUUGCUCGACUCGGUUUAUUCUGCAAUUGUGUUCUUCCGGCUGGCCUGAACGAAACUAGGGUUCGGCAAGUAAGAUCAGAUGGGGGGAUUUAUGGAGAUAAGAAGAAAUUGAGAAGCCAUUCAAGUAAUAGUGCACCCGGUUCUGGAGGCAGAAGUUCUAGACAAAGACAUUGUCUUCCGCCAUCUUCAUCGUUGAUCCAUUCUACCUCAACCCCAGCUUUGACUGUAAAGCUUUGACGCCAGUUUAUUUGAUUUGGAGGCCUGUUAUAGAGUUUUAGAAUUUCAUAUGAACAACAGAUGGGGGUAAUUGCAAAGUUUAAUUCUGCUCCAUCUGGUUAUCUCAGCUGCUUGAAAAUUGUGUCAGUGUAUUAGUUUUCUGUAAAAUGUUUUCUGGGGAGAAUCAAGGUCCGUGAUUUUCAAUU